This is a messenger RNA of Bombus impatiens (common eastern bumble bee), 1783 nucleotides long. RefSeq lists its product as uncharacterized. Bases 458 to 994 code for a protein of 178 amino acids. The record is from RefSeq and is a predicted model, not a curated record. Lineage: Eukaryota; Metazoa; Arthropoda; Insecta; Hymenoptera; Apidae. The transcript is spliced from 2 exons.
UGUAUGAGAAUAUGAACGGGGAGCGUACGGUUGAAUAAUCUGGAUAGCAAGCGAUAAGCACUGUUGCAGGCUGAUUGUGUAGCAAGAUACUGUAAAUAGGUGUCAAGCGGUGGAAGACUGAUUGCACGAGGGAAAAUGGUGUAAAUAUUAGAAGACGAGGUGAAAUCCUAUAUCAUCCUCAGAAACAGAGAUAAAUCCUCUUGAAUCCUUAACGGUCGACGAUCAAUUGCUGAAUUGCAAGCGAAUACAGAUCAGAUUCUAAAGAUUAACUUCUUAGUAGUGAAAGUAACACCUAAUUUGAUGUAGUAUCGUGGACAGAUUGCCUAAGGAAUAUCUGCUGAACCAUAAACAAUGUUGCGAGAAAGUCUAAGUGCCGACAGUAUAGACCUAACCUCAACCUAACCUCAACCUAACCCCAAAAGGGUCUGGAAACUUCAAUGGGCCGAGUGGCCCAUCAAUGUGUCGUUGGUCCUUCAGUCGAAUAGUUACGCGGUGGAAGGUCUACGUGACUGUUAGGUUGAAGACACGGGCAGUGGUGCAAUUAAGAAAAUCACUGGUCGUUCGAAUGGUUUCGCGUAAAUUGAAACGUUCCACGAGCAAGAGUGUCUGGAGAGCUGAUUUUGGAAAGGUUUAUAUACUAUGGGUUUGGCUCUUAUGGAGAGGGCGUUGCCGGGGCCCAAGGUCACAGGUGGUACUGUUUUCUCACACUGCAACAACCUCUACGUUGUUGUUUCGAUGGCCAGCAAGAUGUUCGUUAGAUAUUCUUGGUUUUUCUAUUGCUAAUUUAUGGCUCUGUGACAUGACUAUGAUCGCGGCGGUUACGGAACACGUAUGUGGUGAGGCUGUGAGAAAAGACAAAGGGAUGCUUGAGGGAGAAAGACGAAUUACCAGGCAGUCGUUAACUAAGAGUGGAGUUGUGAGGAGUGGAGAGUGGACUUGCCAAGUUGUUAUGAGUUGUAAACUACUAACUGUGAGUUGCGAAUUAUCCAUUUAGUUAUCUUAAUUAUACAGUACUACUGUAUUCAGUUCAUGUUAAAUGACCAUCGUUUCCUGUUUAAUCCAUUGUAAAUAGAUGCAUCUAUCAAUAAACUUAUGAUUUAGGAUAUAAAUCAUUGGCAACCCUAAUUUCUAAUAUUUCUGAAUAAAUAAAUCCUAUAGCGGUAACAUGAAAUUCUCUGCUCGUGCCAUCGAUCAGAUCGCCAUCGUAAAAUUGAAUAUAUCGUCUACCGUUACACGCCAGCUAAUUCUUUAAUGUUCUGAUCAUAAUUCUUAAACCUCUGAAUAAUUUUUUAGCUUUACCCCACCUUCUGUAAGUGUCCCGUUUUUUACGAACAGUUAACGUGCGUAAGCAAUUGAUGAUGACCUUAUGUGCACGUGUCAGAAAAUUCGAUAAAGUGCAAGUAUUCGGUGCAUGGAUUUCAGCGUACCCCAGUUGCGUGCAGGUGCACUGAAACAAGCCGGGGAGCUACGAGAGGAAAAAAGAGGAAAAGCCAGUUUCACGGGAAGUCGAGACACGACCGUGAACUUGCGUCGGUUUUUCCGACUACUGUCGACAAGAGGCCGGCCUUUUUUCCACGACCUACUUCCCCCUCCACAAGGCCAUUCUUUAAAACGCGCCUUCUGCUUUUCCAGGCUAAUUAAGCGAUUCGAAACGGGUCUAAUUAUUCCAGCGACCGAUCCGCGUGAUCUCGAGCGUUCGGAUUGUUGGACGAGGAGUGGCAAGGUGGCAGGAAUAAAUCGUUUUUCGAGGAGCGAUGGGAAGAUGGGGCGAAAGAGAGCGAAG